Messenger RNA from Cinara cedri, 6740 nucleotides. NCBI's taxonomy places the organism in Eukaryota, Metazoa, Arthropoda, Insecta, Hemiptera, Aphididae. The record is from the annotation of a GenBank genome assembly.
AUGCCACCAAAAAAGGUAUGUAAUAAAACGAAUUGUUUAAAAUAGAAUAUCCUACAAUAUCCUGUGUAUAAUAUCCUAUAUUAUAUAUUUGUGGCUCGGUGCGAGAAAGAUCAAUUUCGCUACACUUAGAAUCUAAAAAAAAAUCUGUUAUAAUAGUUAUGGACUUUACAUUCGAUUUCUGGUAAUUAAUACAUUUUUUUUCAACUUCUAAUUUUCAAUUUUCAAUUUUUUGUUUGACAUUAGCCUUUUGUGCACCAAGAUGAACAGAAGACUUUAUUAUUGUGUAGUAUAAUAUUACCACUAGAUUAUAUAACGUUUAUGCCUACUUUUGUAAUUAUAAAUCUGUAAACAUUUAUUGAAAAAUUUCUGUUUACCAUCACAAUCUUGUUAAUCGAGCUUCUAAUGUAUUAACUUAUUAUAAACUUAUUUUUGAUUUUUCCAACUAUAAAGUAAAGGAAUUAGAAUUUAAAAAAUAGCUUGUCUUGUAAAUAAUAUAUAUUAAAAAGAAUGUUAAGGGAGCAAUUCUUCCUGAUUUCUACCCUUAAACAUGCUACUGAUUAGGUACCUUAAUAAUUAUAACUUACUUAUAAAUUGUACAGCUUAUAAUUUCAUAUAGCCACAUAGGUUAAUUCGAUAGUAAUUUUUAUAAUAUAUAGCAGGCUAAAAAAAAGAGAUCUGGAAGAAUGGCCAAAAAAGGCGGACAAGUAGUGCUUCAAGAAGAAAUCAAUACCAACGAAGAUUGGGAAAAAAUGUUAGAAAAACCCGGACUUUAUGGUAAGCGAAAAUAUUAGUAAAUAUAAUCAGUCAACCAAAAUAAUAUUAUAACUAUAUAUAUUAUUAAUUGAUUUGUUUGACUAAAAUAAAUUGUUAUAGGUUUUUUAAUUUAUUAACCAUAUAAUAAUUUAUCACUUUAUGACAUCAAAUGAAAACUUUUUUUUUUAAAAUUUUCGAGCAUAUUUUGAAUACAUAUAUGCAAAUAAUUAUUUAAAGUUUCUUAUGGCAUAGGGCAUAUAAAAUAAGUGCUCUGGAUUUAUAACCGUUUAUUAAAUAUUCAUACAUAUUUCAGUCAUUGAUGUAUAUACAGAAUGGUGUGGUCCUUGUGUACCAAUGAUUGCGUACUUGAAAAAAAUUAAACUAGAACUGGGCAACGAAAGUCUACAUUACGCUAUCGUAAGUACACAGGCACCUAUUUUAUGUAGGUAUAUACUUAAAACUUUAUAAUACGGUAUUAUGAUUUGUAUAAUGUAUGAAUUUAUAUCCCGUUUUAAUGAUUAUAAACUUUAUAACAAGUCGAGCUAUAUUCGAGUGCGUAAUAUAAUAAUAUAAGUACUUAUGUAGCUAUAAGUUAUUAUUUUUUAAAAGUUUAAUAAUAUAAUUUAAUUUCAGAUUAAUAUAUAAAUAUUAUAUAUUUAUAUAAUACACAAAAUCUAUACCUAUCAUUUCGGUCGUGCAUACGACUAUUAUAGAUUCUCAGUGUAGUGAUUAGUGUACUGGCUGAUGUUUGUUUUGUUUUUGAUAUUUUAUAAAACUUUUUCCCCCGCAUGCUUGUUGAUCAUUUUUCUACUAGAAAUCUUGCUUCGCCCAUCAGUUUUAGAAGUGGUUUUGAUAAUUGGGAAAAAAUAAAUACAUACAAUAACUGACGGUUUUUAUUAUUUUCGAUUUUGUGUAGAAACUUUCAAAAUUCAUCAAAUGAUUAUAUUAGCACUUUUUAGACGUAGUUAGAUUUUUAAAACAGUCAGACUUUUGAAAAAUUUAUAUUAAUUAAAGCUAUUUGAAAAUUUCAAGUUUUUUUGAUUUUAUUUGGUUCAUGUGAAAAUAUUUGAAAAUUUGAUACAAGGUUCAACAUUGUUCUUAUUAUGGCCCUAAAAAUAUAUUGAAAAUCCGAAGUCACAAUUGUUUUAUAAUUUUUUUUUAAAUUUGAAAUUUUAAUGAAAAUCAUAAAAAUCAAAAUAUUUUGUGUACUAUUCAAUUUACGAAAUACAAAUUUAUUAGCCUAACAAUAUUUUGUUAAAUUGUCCACGAAUAUUGAUUCAUAACAAAUAUGUUUAUACUUUUUACCUUAUUAACAUAAUAUUUUGGCUAUUUUCGUAUGCGGCCAUUAUUUCCUAGACUCCGUUAAAAUAUACCGGAACCGAACACAUCUAUUCGUUAUAAUAUACCGGAACCCAAUUCAUGCCAUCGGGUCCAAAUCGAGGUCAGCCCGUAUUUACUAGUCUGAAUUAAUAAUCAAUGUAUACAAUAAUUUAAUUAAAAUAUACAAACUGUAGUGACCGGACUUGACAGUAUAGUGUAAUACUAAUAAAUUACGAAGUUAUCUUUAGUUGUCGGCUCUUCUGAAAUGUAAAGUAAAUAAAAAUAUUUACACACCACCCUUUACAAACAAAGAAAUGGUAUUAACGGGAGAAACGUCGUUUAGCAACAAAAGCGGUCCUUUCGGGGCUUGGUUAGUAUUUGGCUUAUGAAUUAUUAGAAACAAUUAUUAUUAGAUAGUUGUUCACGAAAAGUAUAAUUAGGUAUAAAAUCAAAUUUAAGUUUUAAUUCUUAAUUUACAUACAUAAAAUAGUUUUAUGCCAUAGCAUUCAAUAUAGUAUUUAAAUAGCGGACUUGGAUAUACGCAACGGAGUCGUAUUUUUAGAAAAGAACGAAAUAACGACAAAGUGGAAUCCAGAUUACUUACCGUAAAUAGUGAUUCUUUUAGGCAUGGCUCAGCCCUCUCGGACAAAAUUUAAAGAAUAAUAAAGAAAUAUAAAUAUUAGACAAAUUUAAUUUUGGUAUCAUUAUAUUGUUGGAUACUAGGGACGAUAAAUAUUAUUGAAUAUCAAAAAUAACAUUAGAUAAAUUUUUCAUUAGUUCAUCAAAAGCGUAUCAUUGUUGUAGACUGUAAUAUAUUUAUUACUUUACUAUUUUCUAAAUGGUAAAGUGUGUUAACAGUAGUUGUGUUACAAUAGAUACACAAAUGUGAUUGAAAUUUGUACUAUAUAAUAAAAAAAAAUAAAUGUAUAAAUUAAUAUUUUUUUAAAUUAAAUUAAAUUAAAUUGACAAGUACCUACUGCAAUAAUUCCAAGCUUAUGGUAUAUUUGAGAUUAUUACUUAAGAAAAUGGUUUGAUCCUAUUUCAGUUCUUUCAGUAUAUUUUUAACUUUAAAGUUUUGUAUAGGAAUGAAUGUAUAUAGGGUGUAGGUAUAUUAUAUUUUUUUUUCUUAUAAAUGUUUAUAAUCUGACCUAACUACUUUGCUUAUUUGUAUCUGCCUAAACUUAAAACUGGAUUAUCUUGUCAACGAAUUGAUGGAAAAUUUAAAAUUUAAAUACCUACUAAAAUAUUUUUAAACUAAUACUCCAUCUAUUUAUGACAUUUUUAAUAUAGGUUGUCAUUUGAAAAUCAAAAGUAGAUUUACCCUUAUUUUUAAGGGUGAUAAAAAUUAUGGUAAUGUGACAUUUUACAGAUGGUUUUUUCUUAAAUGUUCUUAAAUUUUUAAAAAAGGUAAUUAUUAUCAAAUAAUUUAUUUUUCACGAUGUAAUAUAAAUGACCCCCCGGAGAAAAUCGUCUAAAAGAAACACUGACCGUAAAAUAAAACUGAACAAUUUCUACUGCAGCUUUCGUUCCUAUAAACAUAUUUAUGCACUGAAUGCAAUAAUUUUAACGGUAUACAAUUCGAGUUCAAAAAGCUUUUAUUGAUAUAGAAAUGAAAAUAUUUUAAUAAAAGUUAUUUUAAAGUGUAUCAUGCAUAAAAUGUAAAAUAAUAAUCUUUUACUUCUUAUCGUGUUCGGUGCCGGGCUUAUAUGUUAUUAAAUUAAUAAUUAAAAUAAACUGAGAAUAAAAGUAGGAUAAAAUAUUAAUUAUAAAAUAAACGUUUAGAUAUUUUUUGACGGUUUUUACCAUGUUUUUCCCAUUUAUCGGAAAAAUCUUGGAAAAUCAAAAAAUUACCUCCUUAAAGUACCACCCUGAUAAGAUUAACUUUCAGAAAAAGUGAAAUUAUUGAAACUCGGAGUAAAAUUGCUGAUAGAAAAGUUGACCACAGAAAAAAAAAAUAAACAUCAUUGUAAAAACAUAAGCUUCUUCGCUCCAAUUAGAAUCUAAAAUGUAUUCCUAUUGAUUAUUAUUGAUUUUUAAUGUAUUCAACUUAUGUAUAUUUUAUCAUUAUAAUUAGGUGAAAUCAGACUACAUUUCCGUUUUGGAAAGACUUCGGCAAAAAAGUGAACCUCAUUGGUUGUUUUUUUUUGUACGUAUAGUUUAUAUACUACUAUUAUUGUUAUUGACAAUAUUAUAAUUAAUACAUAUUUGGUCGAAUAAUGUUAAUUAUUAUAUUUAUGUAUUUAUUGUCAUUUGCGUACAAGGAUGGGAAAUUUGUUAAUCUCAUUAUUGGCGCCAAUGCUCCUAGACUAAUGAAAGUAAUAACGGAUGAGGUGGAACGUUACGAAAAGUUUAAAAAAGGAGAAAUCGAAAUAGAGUUUGUGGGUAUAUUAUAAUGUUAUUAAUUAUUAUAUUUGUUUAUGCUUGACCAUUCAAUAAUUAAUUAUAACUAGUUUACACAAUAAUCUAAAAUUGACACACAGAUUUCUAUGGAUAAUGUGACCAGUGAGGAACAAAGAAAAUUGGUAGAAAAAGAACAGUACGAAAAACAGAAAAUGAAAAAAGAAAAAAAAAUUAGAGGUGAGCAAUUUUAUAUGAUAUUAAAUUAUAUGAUUUGAUUAUUUGAGGUUUGAAUUCGUAUUCCGUGGACGAGUAAAAUAGAGUACCUAAAAAGUGAUGGUCUUUUUUUCAGACGAUAGGAUGAUGAAAGUGAGAGAACACAGUCUGAAAAAGUUUUCUGUAAAUGUUCAAAUGCAAACGUGUGUCGUAUUUUUUCCACACACUAUCACUUACGUUAUGGUGGAAAAACCCUCGAAAGAGGAUGCCGUAGAGGAGCUCGAAGAAUUGCCUGAACCAAUAAUGAUAGAAAAAAGAGUUUGUGAGGUGGCCAAUUUGUGUGCUCUUAAAUAUGAAGAGUUUAUCGUCGUCGAAGCCAAGGAAAUUCAAUUGACGGAAGAUACUUUGGAAGAGGUAUUUAAAUAAAUAUAUUUAUCUUAUAUACAUAAACUUAGACAAGGCAUAAAUCAUAAUUACGUAUAUAGAUUAGUUAAGAUAUUAAAUAUUAUUUAAAUUGAAUAGUUGAAUUAAUUUAGUAAAAUUAUUAUUUCGUUAACAAAAUAACAACUACAGUUAUAUUAUUUAUGAUAAUUUUUAUUUUUGUACAGUAUUUGUUACUAUAUUUCUGAAGUAAUGUAUUUAAUUAUUUGACUUAUAACAAAACUGGAAUAAUGAAAAAUAAUUUAAGCUUUGGUAUUAUUGAUAAACUAAUAUGUUAAAUAUAGCUUUUUUUAUUUUGUAUUCCAUUAUAAUAGGUUAAUACCUAUGUUUGUUUUAGAUGUUUUCAAACGAAAAAGAGGUGUUAGAAAGUUUCUCGGCCAGAUUUGUUGACGAAUUGUUAAAUAAAAAAGUGUAUUCAGUGAUGUUGUCAUUGCCCACCAUAAAAAAUGACGCCGCCGAAGAAGUGGCUACCGAAGAUGAAAAUCCACCUGAUCCCGUCGAGAACAUGGGAUUGGCAGAGAAGAAGAUGAGCACGAUAAUUUAUGGCAACGGGAAUCCAUUGUAUCCUACCCCAAAAUCGUAAGUUUUUUAAUAUUAUGUUAUAAUAUGUUAAACAUAAUACGUAAUUAUAACAUAAUAAUUUAAUCGAUACAAUUAAUACCAAUUAUAAAUGUGUUACUAUAUAGAUUAGCAGCUGAAAAUAUGAUAGUAAACGAUUUUGGAGAAAAAUUACCUUCGUUGUAUACGCCUACCAAUCCGUUAAGUAAAACCUCAGCCCUCACUGUUUUGUUCAACAAAUUUUGCAUAAAUAAUGGAUACGUCGCACCUCAGCCCCCUUCGCCACAGGUUAGUGUAAUAUAGUUACUGACAGUUUUUAGCAAAUUUUCGUGUGGAUGUUUUAAAUAGAAUAAAAAUAAUUUUUAAACAAUAUCUCUCCGAUCAUUGAAAAUGUGCAUAAUUCUAAAAACGAUUUUCGAUCGGUAUUUGGCAGCUUACGCAUUAUUAUAGUUGUCGUCGUAUUUUGUACUGUUAUAGUAUCUCAUAAUAUUCGAAGUCAACAAAUCUAACGUUGUAUUACCAAUUAUCGAGGACCUCGAAGACAAUAUCUACCAUUAUGGUUUUUUUCGCAGCGCCGAUCCUGAAAACCCGAGACUACUGUGCAAAGAUCACGAGUUGUUGACGACGUAUGGUAUGGAUAAAAUCGGGUAGGUUGCACCCAUUUACGUUUAUGAUUAAAAGAAAAUCAUAAACUAUUUUUUCGAAAUGAUUCCAUGAAUAUAUACUAAUUUUUCUUAUUUUAAAAUCGAUCUUCGAUAAUGCCGUUAUAGUAUAAAAAUAAUAUUGGAUUAAUUAAUUUGAAAAUGUAUUAACUCCAUAGUAAAGAUGCAAAACUGGUGUUGUCCGUAGUCAAAGAUGACAAGGACAAGAGCAUGUUACGGUUCGUUGACGUCGGGCCCAUUUACGUGAGUCCUGACUCCGAAUCGGGCAUUGACGAUGCUAUUAAAUUUUUCCCGCACGACUUUGACGAGAUGGAAGGCGAGAUAAAACUGUGGCUGGUACAGCAGUUGGCCCGGGACGAAGAAGCUGCGGUUGGUGAAGAAUUCGGAUCUCAGGGUGAGGGCAAGGAGGAAUGCUUGGGUGAAGAAGAGGCAGUUACUCCGGAAGAAUCAUAG